AUGUCAGAUAAUAAUAUUACUACUAACCAUCAAACAAUUGACAAUGGUGAUUUCCCAUCACUUAGGAUGUUGGGCGAUAAACAAAAUCUAGUUUUAGAUGUCGCAGUUGAAACUGCUGACAUAUAUAUUGACAACAUUGGUGAUUUUAUCUUUACUCGCCAUGAAGCUGAUGGAUCUAUCCAUCUUGUUCAUGAUCCCUUGAAUCGUUGGUCGGUAGAUCAGAUUCCUGCUGAGUUGAAGAAAAAUAUGGAAGUCACUUAUAGUCAAUGUCUUGCUAGAGUGAGUUUAAUUAGUACUGAUAGAAUCUGUAUGAUUUUGAACAUCACAGAGCAGGUGCUCGAUUCCGUCUUUAAUAGUGAGUUAGCAAAAUCUUUUGCGAAACCUCCUUUUAGUCGGUUGAUUACUCAUAUUUUAGAUACCAAUCUAACUGUUAGCAGACAAAACUUCCUUUUCCCGGCUUAUACUUUUCAUAGAGUUCGGGUGGGAUCGUUAGAUUCUGAUAAUCUCGUUGAAAAAGUGUUUUUUCUUCGUGAUUUUGAGUUCAAGUUGAUGCAGAGAUUGUCUCAGAUCAAAAGCUUCACUGAACGGUUUCCAAAUUGCCAUUCUUUAAAGGCUGUUAUUCUUAAGGCUGCUUCUCCAUCGAGACUCACUGAUCUGGGAGAGAUUAGGUUGAUUUUGGAUCACAUUAAGAGCAAUCUUCUUAACGCUAAAGAUGCUCGUGAAUGUUGGGAAAGGUGUAAUGAAUUACCUAUGCCUAAUACUGAAGCUGCUAAAUUUAUUCGGAAGUUAAAUUCCAAAAGGAACUUUGUUCAAUGGUAUCUCAAUGUCUCGAUUAAGUUCAAAAACAAAGCAAUCGUUGUCAAAACUUUGACACACCAUUUUGGUCGCUUUAAAGACGGAGAAGAACCAAAUGCUGAUAAUGUUGUUAAUGAUAUUAUCAAUGAGCCAGGAUUUGUUAAUGAUAUGUUUCCUAUUCAGAUGUCAUUUGAUCAACCAACUCUGAAGCUGGAUUUGAAAAACAAACAAGCCAAUAAUAGAAGAACGUUUCAUAACGAUGGUAAAGAUGGUAAUGGAAAAAUCAAGAAACUAAAAACCGAUAACAAAGGUUAUGUUGCUGGCGGAAAAACAAAAGGACAAAAUAUGACAAGUUGUAUGUGA
Candida dubliniensis CD36 is the source of this 1158-nucleotide messenger RNA. Its product is annotated as putative Gag protein, transposable element protein. Bases 1 to 1158 code for a protein of 385 amino acids. The transcript has a single exon. Lineage: Eukaryota; Fungi; Ascomycota; Pichiomycetes; Serinales; Debaryomycetaceae. The record is from RefSeq and is a predicted model, not a curated record.